AUGAGUCUCACCUCUCUCCAAGUUGGGGAGGAACCCCCGUCCGUCUCCCUCAGUGCUCCAGACGGCUCCCCCAUUCUUCAGCCUUCCAUCACCGUCGCGGCCAAGAACCAGACUGACCCGCGGCUUCUCGAGUACCCGCCCGAGAUCCUUUUGAUGAUCCAUUCGUUCCUGCCCGUCCCAUCGCAAGCCUGCCUCGCACUCACCUGCAAGACGCUUUAUAAUCUCUUCGGAAACAGCCUCCAGCACCCGGACCUCGCUUGGCCAAAAGGGAUCUUCGAGCAAGGGUCUGCCGCCUAUGGAUUGCCAAAGAUAGCUCUUCGAACCCAGUUCCUCCUCCAGCUGAAGACGCCCGACAAUCCAUUCUGCGUCGCCUGCCUCAAGCUCCAUCACCGCAACGAGUUCCCCGAGAACGUCUGGGAUAUUCCGAAAAUUGAGCGAAAGUGCGGAUUUGGCAUAAAUGUCGUCGAUCUGUGCCACUGCCUCGCCCUGACGCCCAUGACCGGCGCGAAGAUCAGAGAAUGGCUUCGCAGCGGCAUCGCUCCAACGAACCUUGACCAGCGUAUCCUUGAUGUACUUCAACUCGACGACAGGAACCCCCAUCGGGCACUCAGACACCGCUGCAUGGCCACGAACCGCAGACACGGCACCCUCAGGCUGGAAAUCCGCGCAGAACUCGUGGGAGAUGAGGACAAUGAUGACAAUGAUGACAAUGAGCGCAAUGAGCGCCUAAUGGUGUGCACACGCCACAGUCUGGCAAUCACCCAGGACGGCAUAAGACAGGGAUGGGAACAGCUCGGCGCAGUGUUUAGCCCGCAAGAGUCCGUGUUCGGCUGCCCACACUAUAACCUCAUACACAUCGGCUGGUACAAUCCGGAUACAGCGGCGCAUAUUUGCCAGUAUUGUCCAACGGCCUUCUUCUUCCUCGGUAACAUACCCACCGAAUACGAAUCCAAAUCCGAGUCCGAAUCAGCUUUUGUCUGGAGGUCUUUCAGGAACCUAGGCUCGAACGCGUACUCGAGACCGUGGCAGACGAAUGGGCGUUGUUGCUCGGAAGAGAGGAGGCAGAUGAAACGCUGUUUGGAGUCACUGAAUAUGUAUUAG
Molecule: messenger RNA, 1101 nt
Organism: Aspergillus calidoustus
Lineage: Eukaryota; Fungi; Ascomycota; Eurotiomycetes; Eurotiales; Aspergillaceae
Source: the annotation of a GenBank genome assembly